Paramecium primaurelia is the source of this 468-nucleotide messenger RNA. The record is from the annotation of a GenBank genome assembly. Lineage: Eukaryota; Ciliophora; Oligohymenophorea; Peniculida; Parameciidae.
AUGGGUAUUUUUUUUUUNUAUAUAAAGAUGGAAUCAUUAGAAUAAUCAAUUUUCCAUCAGCAUUUAAAUAAAUCAACUUAACAAGAUUUUCUAUCUAUUUCUUCUGCACAAUCUUUUUAAUAAUAAAAAUGCUCUUCUUAAACUAAUUUCAGAAGAAAUUCAGCAAUUGUACCUAAAUAACAAUCAAAAUGGAAUAAUUCAACCAAAGCUGAUAAAUUUAAAAAUAAUUGUUUCUCCAAUAAAUAAUCAAAAAGUCCAUUUUUAAAAGUCUAAAAUCAAAAGGUUUCCAUUAAUAAACCAAAAUUGUAGCAAAUUAAUCAAAAUAUCUCUUCUCCUUAAAAAGUGCCAACCCAAAAAAAAUAACAACUAACUUAAUAGAAUAGAUCAACUGUAUAGAAAGUAAGAUCUUUUCAUAUAACUCCUGAAAAAAUCAAUGAUUGCAUUUAUGACGAAAGAUUUUAUAAAUGA